Messenger RNA from Dentiscutata heterogama, 274 nucleotides. NCBI's taxonomy places the organism in Eukaryota, Fungi, Glomeromycota, Glomeromycetes, Diversisporales, Gigasporaceae. The record is from the annotation of a GenBank genome assembly.
AACAAGUCUGAGGAUCAAAAAACUUAGACCUAUUUGUAGACUCCAAAAAUUAUCUAACUCUGAUGUAUAUAUUUUAGAAAUUAGACCUGAAAGCAAUAGCUAUAGAUGCUCUACUAUUUCUAUAAAAGGGAUGAAAUAUAUAGGCCAACCUACUAUAGGUUUUACUAUACAAAAUACUAAACAAAGUCAUAAGAGAACAAGUAACAAUCAUACUAAUCUUCCCAUGAUAGUUAUUAGCACUGUGGUUCUCAACACUCCUAUCUCUACUGGAUAA